UGGCGGCGUCAUCAUUCCCCUACUUCAUGCCUCACAUCUGCGCAGUGCGCACGCGUUCCGUACCGUGGUGUCUGACAUCUUUAUAGCAAACUCUGAAAGUUCUGAAGUCUGGAAGUAGCAACUAGCCUUCGUAGAUACAAUACAGUAUGUCAAACAAGCGGAGAAGAAGUGGAAAAAAAAGAAAUUAUGAUAUUGAUAAGAAAAAAGCAUGGAAGAAGCUGAAAAGAAAGCCGGUUAUUCAUUGCAAACAAAUGAAUGAUGUUUGGGACAAAAAGAAAACAGUUCAACAGAAUUUGCGCGAUAUGGGUCUUGCAUUUGAUACAAACAAAGCAGUGAAGAUUCCUCGCCCUUCUCCGGCAAUCAUCUCAGAAGUUCCAAUUAAUCUGAUACCAACAGAAGAUUUGAAACUUCCUAAAGUUCGGGAAAGUAUGGAGGUUGAAGCUGCUCUUGGUGAAAAAGAAAAACGAUUUCUUGUGUCAUCAGAAGAUGUCAUUUUCUGUACCCAUAUGAUGGAUAAAUAUAGGGAAAAUUACAAAGCUAUGGCAAGGGAUUCAAAAAAUCAAUAUCAACUGACACCAAAACAAAUCAGAGAUAAAAUAAGGUCUUUCAAAAGAUCAAAAACACAAUACCAACAAUAUCUAGACAAUAAAAAUUGCAAGGAAGAUCCAGUUGAAGUUAUGGAGUCAUGAUCAGAAUAAUAUGCAUUUUAUGGAGGACAAUACAGUGUUGUGUAACCAAAAAAGAGCAUCUGAGACUGUAUAAAAAUUAAUGCAAAAAAGUGCCAAAUUGGUUCUAUCUACAGUAGAAUUGUUUCAAAUUGCUAUUUUGUCUGUCAUGUUGGUUGUGCUGCUCACACUUUCAAUGGAUAAACUAUUCAUUUUUUGAAUAUGUAACUGUAGUACUAAAAAGUCAAAUAACAUUUUCUAUUAUUGUUGCAAUAUACUUUAAAAACGAUGUGAAAUUACAAAUAUUAUAAGUUAGAAAAUUUGAAAAGGUGAUUUUCACAAUAUUUCAGACCUACGUUAAUGACUUCCAUUCCACAUAACUUUUCAUAAUAUACAAUUUACAGAAGCUGUUCCACAUUCUACAAGUUUUAAAACCAAAUUUCGAUUUUCUAAAAAUUGGUCACGUUUUUUUUUUCUUUUUGUUCAAUGAUAUUCACAAUUAGGCGUUACUUACCUACCUAUAAAUGUUUGCGAAAAUUUAUUAGCUGACAGCUGCUAUUCAGCAAGUGGGAAAUAAAUGAAUGUUAAAUAAAUGAAUUUCUUUCAUCGCAUACAAGAACCGGAUAUUUGGAGAAAUCGUUAAUUUCAAUAUAUUGUGCCAUUCAUAAUCGAGACAUUAUUUCUCGUUUUUUUUUU
Messenger RNA from Styela clava, 1361 nucleotides. Its product is annotated as nucleolar protein 16-like. The record is from RefSeq and is a predicted model, not a curated record. Gene Ontology annotation, cellular component: nucleolus. Lineage: Eukaryota; Metazoa; Chordata; Ascidiacea; Stolidobranchia; Styelidae. Gene Ontology annotation, biological process: ribosomal large subunit biogenesis.